CUUCUCUCUCCCCCUCUUUCUGCCCCUCCCUCUCCUUGUCAUGCUCGGACGUUGUUAGGAGGGAGAUAACUUCAUGUGACUGCUGCUUCCCUAAAUGCCCUUCAUCAGAGGCUGCAGUUCCUGAAACACACAUGGACCUGACGACCAGGAGGAGGCUCCGCUGCUAGAAAAAAGACGAAACUCUAGAGAGGGCGAGGAGCUUUCGGUGCACGGUGCACAGUUGCUGCUGAAGGGGGAGACGAGCUGAAGCACCCUACCGCCGCCCAGGAAGGGGAAGACUGAAAAGCAAAGACUUCUCUCCUUAAACUUGUAUGUAAGAUUUGAACAAGUGCAAAUAAGGAAUCUGAAGCCAUCAUCAUGGAUUUUGUGAUGAAGCAAGCUUUAGGAGGGGCUACUAAAGAUAUGGGGAAAAUGCUUGGAGGAGAUGAAGAAAAAGACCCCGAUGCCGCUAAGAAGGAAGAAGAACGCCAGGAAGCCCUCAGGCAGGAGGAAGAGGAGAGGAAAGCAAAAUACGCAAAGAUGGAGGCUGAGAGAGAAGUUAUGAGACAAGGGAUUCGGGACAAGUAUGGAAUUAAAAAGAAGGAAGAGAGGGAGGCUGAGGCCCAGGCUGCCAUGGAAGCAAACGCCGAAGGCAGUCUCACGCGUCCAAAGAAGGCCAUACCGCCUGGCUGUGGGGAUGAAGAGGAGGAGGAAGAGGAGAGCAUUCUAGAUACAGUCAUCAAAUACCUCCCUGGGCCUCUUCAAGAUAUGUUCAAGAAGUAAUGACUGUAGGCAGUCAGACUGCUUUCUCCAUGAACAGUAAAGCAAUGGAUUUCUCAUUGUAAAAUGGGAAUUUACAAUCUUGCCACCUACCACGCUCACCACCCCUUUUGCUCACUAGAAUCCCUCCAGAUUCAUCCAUUCCUUUUUGUACAUAGUCACAUACGGUUAGACACCUCUGGAUGGAUGUAAGGAGCAAUGAGCUGUAGUCUACUCAGCUUUAAUUAUAAGCCAUAGUACUAUGUAUGUUCAAUAAGGUAACUAUCCAUUAAUCCGAGAAAAGGAACAACAUGUUUGCUUCCAUUCUAAAGCAGGCAGGCAUGUUCACUGCAAGUGAGCAAUGGCUUUUUGUUGAGUCCCAUUGUUCAAAUUUCAAACUGUAAUUGGCCGUCUCCAUUGUUCUUUGCUGGUCCAUCUGUCCUGCCCGUCACAUCUCUAUCUCCUCUGAAAACGGAACUGUAUUUUUAUCCCAAUCUCCUCAGAGAUCAUUUGGAAUGUUAGUCGGGUGCAACUCAUGUUCACCGCUCCAUUUUCUCAGUUGUUCAAAGACUGAGUCUUCUACAUUCUUGUGUGUUUAACGGUCUAAAUCAAUGCCUCAGAAUCUAAUCAAGUAUCUUGUACCUUUGGACUCUCUAAAAGAUGGAGAGGGAAGGAAAAAGCCACCUGACCAGAGAGCACUAAGAAACAGGCCAAAUGGGUCCCAUAGGGGUCAAAUUCAGCUGUCGCUUAGAGGUCAGGCUUCAGAGGUCGGUUUGGAAGGUUUGGCAGGCCCUGGUAGCCUCUGGUUACCAAUGACCUUUACCAUGUGGAAUCCCAGUUAUUCUUCCAAGGGCAGCAGUGCCAGUAACGAUUGGAGGAAAAUUCUUUCCGGUGGUGAUCAGUACUGUACUGUGCACUCCAACGAUUGGUAGGUGACUUCUCAAGACCACAGGAGGAGUGAUUUAGGCUCAAAUUCAGACACAGCCAGUGUCUGCAUCUGCAUCUUUCCCUUCCAUGUACCAGACUGAGGGAGGUCAAACUAACUGACUCCAGGAACUACAUCUUCAGAGAUUUGCGAGCCACAUAACGCCCACAGCCAAAGGCAGAGUUGGAAGUGGUCAACUGUAGCCGCCACUUGUUCUACCCCUUCCCCUCCUCUCUUGAGCAGUACCUUCUCUUCCAGAAAGUUCAGUCUUUUCUUUGCCAAUAUGCCACUGUAUCAUUUGCACAUCAGUGGGUGAAAGUUAUUUUCCAAGAUCUGAGGAGAGAUUAAGCCAGGCCAGAAAGGUGGUGCUGGAUGGGGAUGAAAUCAGUCUGCAAGUCAUUGACUAGUGUGUGGAGAGCCCACAACAUGUGUGUUCUCUGGAAGCCAUGCUUUUCACUUCAAAAAAACCCAACGAAAAACCCCCCAAAAACAACCCUAAAAUCACCGCUCCCCCACCCCCCGCAACCUAAAAGGACUUCUUUUAGAACAUUUUAACAAUAGGCAGGCAGUGUCCAGGAUGGCGUCAACACCAAGGAGUAGAAAGGGUGGGAUAAAUUUAGUUCCAGGGCCACCCUAAUCAUAAUGCUCAAUUUUAUGAAAAUUUAAAUUUAAAGAGAAAAGUGAGAAUCAAAUGUCACUUCUUUUUUUUUGCUAGCAUGUGUGUCACAUUCCAGUAGCUGGUGCAGCAUUUGCACUGCUGAUUUAGAAAUUUGAAGUCCUUUGCCUAUAAUGGUGAGUCACUGUGAGUCCCAUCCAACCCCGGCCUAGGAGUUCAUAGCUUCACAGGAACUACUAACUUUUGGAUCCUCUAUUUCUGCUCAUGACUAAAGAUGGAAGCUAUUGGAUUUGAGUAAAACAAAGGAAAAAUUAUCGCUCCCUGUCAAAUCAGAGUAGACAGGCCCCCUUUUUGGAAUAGGUCGGGCAAACCGAUGAAUGAUGCUUUGAAAAAGAACCCCAAACGUGCAAGAAGCAGGAGGCUGCAGAUUUUGCAGUAGCUCUAAAUCAACAUUGAACUACUGUUGCCUACAAAUUCUAGUGAGGCAGUUUUAUUUGAUAACAUGAAAAACCAAAUGUUGAGAACAAUGCUAUUGGGAGACAUGCUCCAUAAUUGCACAACUUUAGAGAGCUCUGUAAAUCCAUAAUUCAUCAGGCACCAGAUUUCACAAAUUGAUGCUGUAGUUGAAUGGGAUAAGCUGCUAUUCUUCAGCACCCAGAGAAGCUCAGUGGAUCUUUCUGUUCUGACGAGGUGCUUCAUGGGCUCUGCAUGGCCUAAGGUGUAGACAUUUAUAAAGCUUAGUGACAGCAUUAGAUUCUGGAGGUGCUAUCAAAUUAUGAGACCCAUCAUUUACAAAUGACCAAAGGCACACAUCAGAGUGCAAUUGUGCGUCCACACCAAAUAAUUUCCAAUACUCCUGGACUAGUCUCAGUCGGUAUUAAAAUUUGCCUAAAACUUAGUACGGGGUCAAGGUAGUUAGGAUAGUUGAUUUAUUGGAAAAGAGGGGAGUGGUGGCAAGGAGAUCAGCAGCAGUUGGAUUUAAAACCACAUGCAUGAAAUUUCUAAGAUAGGGAAUAAACCCCAAGGCCAUAGUAUGAGGAAGCCAGAGUACCAUCAAGGUGUUUACCAUCACUUGUACCUUUGGGCUGCAGCAAUCUGGAGCGUCUUUGCAGAUCACCGAACCAAACCAUGAGAGCAGAAGACCUGUCAGUAAUCUGUCACUUAAGAUUAAAAGCCCUCAGUUCACCCUUUUCCAACACUAAUGAUAGAUUUUGGUUUUCUUUCAAAUCAAAAGUUUUCAAAAAUGAUCUUCCCUCUUCUGCUACCUCCCGUGCUCAGUUCAAACAAACCUGUAUUUUCUGCUUAUAUCCUUGAAACGUCUACAGUCUUUCCUGUGGGAAAAAAUGAUAGUAGGAGUAAAGGAUUUAGAUUCUGAGGGAGACCCUUCCCCUGACAAAUUCACCUGUGGGUCACACUGACCUGUAAGUAAAUUCUGUUAAAUCGGUGCCUGCCCCCCAUUACCUCCUGCUCUGUUCACCCUGCUAUUAUGAAUUCUGCUUCUACCCCUGAGGGAGAUAAGAAAUUUCCAUUAUGUGGUCCCAUCCCCAGAAAACCCUGAUUUACAUUGCCAAAACAGACUUUGAAAUGCCUGGCCUGUUAGAGAGAUGCUCAGUAGAUGAUAGCUGAUUUUUCGAGAUAUGGAGGGGUUUCAGUUCAUUUUCCCCCCUAAAAUAGUCCACUCUCAAUUGAUGAGCUGGAAUUGGAAAGGCUAGCCUGGGUGCUAGCUCUAAUGCCUUACCUCGGGGGGGGUGGGGGGGGCAGCCAAUCCUAGGUAACAAUCUUCAAUUAGUCUACAUGGCCCAAACCCCUGAAUUCCUCACGCAAACCCCGAGAAUGAGCACAGCUCAGCAGCACGGUCACUGAGCUCCAGUGGUUGGCUGACGUCUCUGCUUCUAAAGAUGCAAAAAUAAAACCCAGUGAGCGAUCCCUUAGGACACUGGGAACAACCCCCUAUUGGGCCCCUUCUCUCUGAACCCUACCAUCCUGAAGCAGUUUGAGAAAACAGCCUUCUUGGUAUUUUGGGCCCUCUGGAGCCACUGAUGUUUAAGAGGGAGUUGUUCAGGAAAAAAAAAAAGUUAAGUGAAUGCUUAGACUGUGGCUCUCUAAAAUCUUUUUUCCCAGAAUCUGCUAAUCUUCACCCCUCCAUCUUGCAUUGUGAUGGUUAGUUUCUGUUUAUUUUUCUCCUUCACUUAAGAAAUCCUACAAGGAGAAUAUCUAUUCCUUAGAUCAGCUGGUGUCUGCUCUCUCAAUACACAUUGGAGAAAGCGUGCACUGAAGUAGAGCCAAGUUUUUAACCAGUGGGGAUGCUUUGCAUCAGGUCAGUUGGAACAUCUAGUCUGUCCCAGUGAAGACCUCCUCCGAUUCAUCUCAAGGGGUAAAAGAAUUGGAGUGAGAUGAGAAGACAACUUAGCAGGUCAUGCCCAACCUACUUCUGAAGGCUGUCCCACAGCCCUGAGGGGCAUAUUAAGAAAAGUUUCCACCACCUUUCCAUCUCAGUUAACUCUGGUUCCCUCCCGGAAGUGGGAAAACAUUGAAAAACACUGCACUGAAAGGAUUUUCCUCAAUUGGCUUUAAAAAAAAAAUACGGUAAGGUAAAGGCUUGAGACCAUCAGAGUUCUACCAUCUCCAGAAUACCUUCCCUGCUUUGUAUGAAGCUGAAGUGGGCAUUUCUAUCACUGGACCAAAUCUACCCAAUCCCCUUAUCCCUCCGGCAUUAGAGAUUAAGGUGAGGGCCGCUGGAUAAACCCCUAGAGUCCAUCUCGCAGUCAGAUGUCAAAGAUCUCAACAAGACCAAAGACCAACACGGUUCAUUGUUUGGAUUCUGACUCUCACUUUGUCCUUCAUCUUCCCAAUUUAUUUUCAUCACAUCAAUAUGUUGAAUCUCAGGUAAAUGAGGUCUUCUGUUUUUGAUGAGCUUUUAUUUAGACAGAAAGGUUUAUGUCAAAGUGGGCGAGUUGUACUACCCACCCCACGCCUUUCCAUUCGAAUAAAAAUAAAUCAAAGGUCUCCAUUUUGUGGAGGGCAAAUACUUUCGUUUGGCAUUGACCUUCAUGACCUUACAUUGAUCUUUAGAGAAAGCCAUAUGAAAUCAGACUGCAAUAUUAAUUAUGAAUGCUACUCUACGCUAAAGAGAAUAGAUCAUUUGCUAAAUCACUUUGGGGUUUCACUGUCUAUGUGUCUCGUUCUGUGUUUUAGCUUAGUUAUCCUCGUGCUGCCGAACACAUCUUCUUAACAAGCUUUACGGCUCCGGUACAAUGUUUUGAGUAAUCGGCUAUUGUGAGCUGAAUGUUUCACCCUUUGUAUCUGAUAUGUGCCUAUAUGUGGUUUGCUCUAUUACUGGUGUAAUGUUCACUGUGUGCUCCGUCAUUGAAAUGUUGGGUAAACGUCUCUAAAAAUGCUUGUUUUCACACAUACACAAAGGAGAAUCCUGACUAGAUCAUGCAUUUUCUAAGAAAAAUGCUUACCUCCUGUUUCGAGAUGCAUGUGGCAAUUCCCAAGCUUUAAGAUGAUUUAAAGUAGAGAUUUGUGAAUGUAAGUUUUGUUUGUAAUUUGCCUGCUACUGUUCCUGCAUGACAAGGGUAACUGCUCUGAUGUUCUUUUUGAAUGGAAUCACAGCCAAUAAAAAUAAAUAAAUAAA
Molecule: messenger RNA, 5916 nt
Organism: Tachyglossus aculeatus (Australian echidna)
Lineage: Eukaryota; Metazoa; Chordata; Mammalia; Monotremata; Tachyglossidae
Gene: CPLX1
Product: complexin 1
Exons: 4
Coding region: 358-762 (134 amino acids)
Biological process (GO): regulation of neurotransmitter secretion; synaptic vesicle exocytosis; neurotransmitter transport
Cellular component (GO): SNARE complex; terminal bouton
Molecular function (GO): syntaxin binding
Source: RefSeq, a predicted model, not a curated record